CCCGCCGCCCUUCUGACUCGCCCCCUAGGUAGUCUCACACGGCGGCCCUCGGCUCCCGGGCCCCGCCCCGGCCUCCCGCAUUUGCCCGAGGCCCAGUCCCCAGCACUGGUCACACCCCCGGGUAGCCCCGCCCCUAGAUCUCCUCCCCGAGCGGCCGGGCUAGGGUGGCGGCUGGCCCAGCGGGGCCCCCGCUGCCCUCUGCCCUGGGAGCUUGGUCGGAGCGGGCUGGGCACAGCGGGACAGGGCAAGCGCGGCGUCCCGGGGUCUCGGAGGCGAAGAUGGCGUCCGGCAGGCGCGCCCCGCGCACCGGGCUGCUGGAGCUGCGCGCCGGGGCGGGCUCGGGGACCGGCGGCGAGCGGUGGCAGCGGGUGCUGCUGAGUCUGGCGGAGGACGUGCUGACCGUGAGCCCCGCCGACGGCGACCCUGGUCCCGAGUCCGGCGCUUCGCGGGAGCCAGAGCCCGCGCAGCUCAACGGCGCCGCGGAGCCGGGCGCGGGGCCCCCGCAGCUGCCAGAGGCGCUACUGCUCCAGCGGCGCCGCGUGACGGUGCGCAAGGCCGACGCCGGUGGGCUGGGCAUCAGCAUCAAAGGCGGCCGGGAGAACAAGAUGCCUAUUCUCAUUUCCAAGAUCUUCAAGGGAUUGGCAGCUGACCAGACAGAGGCCCUUUAUGUGGGGGAUGCCAUCCUGUCCGUGAAUGGGGAAGACUUGUCCUCUGCUACGCACGAUGAGGCGGUGCAGGCCCUCAAGAAGACAGGCAAGGAGGUGGUGCUGGAGGUCAAGUAUAUGAAGGACGUCUCACCGUAUUUCAAGAACUCUGCUGGUGGGACCUCGGUCGGCUGGGACUCACCUCCUGCCUCACCCCUUCAGCGGCAGCCUUCCUCCCCUGGCCCCACACCCCAGAACCUCAGCGAGGCCAAACAUGUGUCCUUGAAGAUGGCAUAUGUCUCGAAGAGGUGCACCCCCACUGACCCGGAGCCCAGGUAUCUGGAGAUCUGCUCAGCAGAAGGCCAAGACACCCUAUUCCUGAGGGCCAAGGAUGAGGCUAGCGCGAGGUCGUGGGCGAGUGCCAUCCAAGCCCAGGUCAACGCUCUGAUGCUGCGGGUCAAGGAUGAGCUGCAGGCACUGCUGGCAGCCACCAGCACAGCUGCAAGCCAGGACAUCAAGCAGAUUGGCUGGCUGACUGAGCAGCUGCCCAGUGGGGGCACGGCCCCCACCCUGGCCCUGCUGACUGAAAAGGAACUGCUCCUCUACUCUUCUCUCCCUGAGACCCGCGAGGCCCUGAGCCGGCCAGUCCGUACUGCCCCACUCAUCGCCACCAGACUGGUGCACUCAGGCCCCUCCAAGGGCUCAGUGCCCUACGAUGCAGAGCUCUCUUUUGCCCUGCGCACGGGCACGCGUCACGGUGUGGACACUCACCUGUUCAGCGUGGAGUCACCGCAGGAGCUGGCUGCCUGGACCCGCCAGCUGGUGGAUGGCUGUCACCGGGCCGCCGAGGGUGUGCAGGAGGUGUCUACAGCCUGCACGUGGAACGGGCGUCCCUGCAGCCUGUCUGUGCACAUCGACAAGGGCUUCACACUGUGGGCGGCUGAGCCAGGUGCAGCCCGAGCUGUGCUCCUGCGACAGCCCUUCGAGAAGCUGCAGAUGUCUUCAGAUGAUGGUGCCAGUCUCCUUUUCCUGGACUUUGGAGGUGCUGAAGGCGAGAUCCAGCUGGACCUGCACUCGUGUCCCAAAACCAUAGUCUUCAUCAUCCACUCCUUCCUCUCGGCCAAAGUCACCCGCCUCGGGCUGUUGGCCUAGAAGUCGCCGGAUGCACUAGCCCUGAAGAGGGGUGUCCAUGACAUGGCCUGAGCUGGGCCUCCACCGACUGCCUGCUCACUCCUGGGCCGAGGGAAGGGAGAGGAGAGGAACAAGGGCCUCUGAGACCCCACCCCUGAGGGAGACUGGAUUGGUCUUGGGGCCCAGGGCCCAGGACCCAGACCCAGGACAGAGUGGACCCUGCCUGUGAUGGGGUGGCCUUCCUGCUGCCCCCCUCCACUAGUGCCUUUUGCGGAGAGAUAUUUUGUGUACACAGAAGCCAUUCCGAGUCUGGGACCUGCCCCUGUGCGGAUCCUGACCCCAGCCAACAGCUGAGCUGCCAGGCCUCCUUGAGGCCCCUAAGCCACCCCCAGAGGUCCCAUCUGAAGCUGGAGUCCCCUGGGGUCAGCGGCAAGAGAAACAAGAGGAGACUUUGUUUGUUUUUCCCCUCAGCCCUGCCACCUUGGGGAGUCUGGUUUUUCUUUUCAUCCUCUCUCUCCUCCUUACUCUUGGAUAAAUAAACAGCCUGUGAGCACACAGGCAGCCCAGCCCAG
This is a messenger RNA of Piliocolobus tephrosceles (Ugandan red Colobus), 2347 nucleotides long. It is a transcript of the gene SNTA1, whose product is annotated as syntrophin alpha 1. The record is from RefSeq and is a predicted model, not a curated record. Bases 279 to 1796 code for a protein of 505 amino acids. NCBI's taxonomy places the organism in Eukaryota, Metazoa, Chordata, Mammalia, Primates, Cercopithecidae. Gene Ontology annotation, molecular function: protein binding; structural molecule activity. Gene Ontology annotation, cellular component: neuromuscular junction; sarcolemma; dystrophin-associated glycoprotein complex. The transcript has 8 exons.